Oncorhynchus tshawytscha (Chinook salmon) is the source of this 2560-nucleotide messenger RNA. Its product is annotated as prolactin regulatory element-binding protein. The record is from RefSeq and is a predicted model, not a curated record. Gene Ontology annotation, cellular component: endoplasmic reticulum membrane. The transcript is spliced from 10 exons. Gene Ontology annotation, biological process: protein secretion. Gene Ontology annotation, molecular function: protein binding; GTPase activator activity; guanyl-nucleotide exchange factor activity. Lineage: Eukaryota; Metazoa; Chordata; Actinopteri; Salmoniformes; Salmonidae. The coding region runs from base 389 to 1681 and encodes 430 amino acids.
CUAAAAAAAAUAUUUGACAGCGUACGUACAGGGGCGUCUUUAAUGACGUGUUCGCUCAGGUUGCACGCUGCUGACGUGUUUGUAGGGAAGUAGCAAGCUGGCUACCUAGCUAGCAACUUGAGCGUUAUUUUUAUUAGACGUGUGCAGCCAGUGACAGCUCAUCAUGGGAAUAAUAGCCAACGAAUUGAAAUAAUUGGCGUCAGGAGAGAAAUUGGAGCAGAGUACACAGGUGGAGUUUGCAAGACCUCAAAUAUAUUGGCAUCCACUACACCAUUCAUGCUCGAGUAGCUAAUGGUUGGAGGGCAUGCUAAAAGCUUAGAUGGCGAGUUAGCUAUCUAGAUAAACGACAAGGAAUUUGCCGUGAAGUGGAUUGAUUCCUUCAAGGGCCAUGGGCAAAUGGAGGAUGCCAGACCUGUAUAGGGCCCCCUUCCCCCUCUACACAAUCAAAGUCGACCCCAAAACAGGAUGGGUGAUCACUGCAGGAGGGGGAGGUGCUUCCAAGACGGGCAUAAAGAAUGCAGUGCACUUCCUGGGUUUGGAGUUGGUAGGAGACCAGCACUGUGCCACCCUGGUGCACUCUCAUGACACAGACACGCGUGCCACCAUGAACCUGGCAAUAGGUGGGGAUGUGAUCGCCGCAGGGCAGGACGGCAGAUGCAGCCUCAUGCGCUUCAGACAACGCCAGACCAGGGGCAAGGCCGCAGCAGGGGGUGGCAGUGAGCAGGGCGCAGCUAGGAGACGAGCUGGGAAAGGGGGUAAGGGUAGUGAGGGAGCUGCUGCUGCUAGGAGCAAUGUGUCCGAGAUGAAGGAUAACACCACCCAGAUCUCUGUUGACACGUUUGGGGAGGUGCAGUCGGACCUCAACCCCCAGGACCCCCUCCAGAAGUGUGUGAGGUUCAGUCCCGAUCUCAGCCUCCUACUGACUGGCGGAACAGACGGACACAUCAGAGUGUGGGAACUCUUUCACCAGUACCCCUCCUUAAAAGAGAAGUUGGACUUCAAAGCCCAUGAGGGGGAAAUUGAAGACUUGGACAUCAGUCCGAAUAACAAGCACCUUGUGACAGUGGGCCGGGACUUUGCCUGCAGUAUAUGGAGUGGCAACCAGCUGGCCAUGAACCUCUGUUGGCAUGAGAAGAUGCCUCAGAUAGCAGCAAAGUCAUACCGCUAUAUGGCUUGCAGGUUUGGAAAAGUCGAGGACCAGAAAGACAACAUGAGGCUCUACACCGUCCAGAUCCCCCACAAACGAGACAGAAAACCUCCACAAUGCUACCUCUCUAAAUGGGACGGCCAGAACUUCCUACCCAUGCUGACGAAUCCCUGCGGCACUGAGGUCAUCUCCACCCUGGCUGUCAGUGACUCUGGAACCUUUCUUGGCCUUGGGACAGUGACGGGAUCAGUAGCAAUCUAUAUUGCCUUUUCACUACAGAAGUUGUACUAUGUGCAGGAGUCCCACGGCAUUGUGGUGACCGAUCUGGCCUUCCUGCCUGACACUCCCAAAGGCCAGAGCCUCAAAGGGAACAACGAGGCAGCCAUGUUGAGUGUGGCUGUGGACUGCCGCUGUCAGAUGCACACUGUACGCAACCGAAGAUCCUUCCCUAUCUGGCUGGUGCUGUUCUUCUGUGGCCUCAUGGUGGUGGGAGCUGUCCUGCUCCUGCAGCACCUCUUCCCAGGAUUCAUUUAGACAUUGACAGGGAGUUAAGGAGAAGGACAGAAUCAGACUGCCCUACAACCACUACUAGCCCUACAAUCUUCAACAACAACCUCCGAGGAAGCCACCCUGACACCACUCAAUCCUGGAACACGCAUCGAUCUCCUACCUAUAGCCAUCGUACCACACUUAACCAAACCGUGGAACAUUUGAACCACACUUGCCCAACCCUGGACUACAUCUACUAUAGCCAUUUACUCCCUCUUAACCCAGCAAGAUUCCCUGCAUCAUUUAUCCCCCCCCCCUCAGUGAACCAUCUGUGCUCCUUCCACCCCCAAUUCUGUGAGACACAAGAUUUAUUUUCCUUUUUUUCUUGAUCUGUAACAAUCUUCUUUUUGCUUUUAUACCAUGGUGGGGAGUUAAGGGCUCAACUUCAGAUCUAUAUCAUCAUGAAUGUGCAAGGGGUUGGGCCUUUGUUAUCAUAGCUAUUUAAUAAAUAAUUUAAAAUUAUAAAUAUACUUAAAUCAUUGCUCUUCUGUCAGUUUCCAUCUGUCCUGUGCAUACAUAAACACACACUUGUCAUUUUAGCAAGUUGGUUGGAUAACAUUUCUGUGUGUGGAUUUUCUAUACCAGUUUCCAGUGAGGCCUGUGUUUCCUGCUUUGUCCACUAGUUGGCAUCAUUGACCAAAUGUCUAUCUAAUGUUGUUCAUCCCAGACUGGGAAGCAGGCCAGGCAACAGGGCAUCAUGACCUUCAGGAAAAACUAAAUCAAUUAGGUUGGUGGACUCCCCUUUAGCUCUAUUUCCAAUGUUGAAAGACCUGCCAAUUUGAGUUCUGCUCUGAAGGCACCUGUAAAGGAUCUCUAAUCGUCUCCUUUCAGGCCUAUUUCGACAUUAAACCAGAUUGACAGAUG